Molecule: messenger RNA, 897 nt
Organism: Spodoptera litura
Lineage: Eukaryota; Metazoa; Arthropoda; Insecta; Lepidoptera; Noctuidae
Product: granzyme M-like
Biological process (GO): proteolysis
Molecular function (GO): serine-type endopeptidase activity
Source: RefSeq, a predicted model, not a curated record
ACGUAUUUUGGUCAGCAUGUGUUUUAUUAUAGUAAGUCUAUUUAUUAGUACUCUUAUUCUGCACGUCAGUGGUCGCAAUCCUGCAUUAAGGAUUGUAGGCGGGAGCAAUGUCGGUGAAAACGAGCUCCCGUAUGUUGCCAGGAUACAAAUAAAAUUAUCUAUUUAUCAGUCACCAGGAAUCAUAAGUAAGAUACGCGAAUUACAUGGCUGUACUUGCGCUAUUUUGAAACCAACCUGGACAUUGACAGCCGCUCACUGUAUUAGCCCACAAGACUUAAAAAUAAAAGGCUCUUUUGAAAAAAACGGACGUAUAGUUAAAUACAAAUUUAAAAUUUCCCACGGUCCUUUUGAGAAAAACAUUACGAACAAAAUUAUAGAAUGGAUGCAACAUCCUGCCUACAAGCUGGUAUCCCAUCCGACGCAUGUUAUGUCCGCGUCCAAUGAUAUAGGUUUGAUAAAAACUGAAGAAAUUAUUCUGACACAGUAUGGGCAUAUCAGUGCAAUGGAUCACACAAGCUUGCUCGGAUCGGAAGCGACUGCGACUGGCUACGGGCUGAUGAAGGUAGAGGGAGAGUUCGCCGACGCAACUUCUUUCGGGAAACCUUUACAGAAGCUAGACGUUGUUGUGAUUAAAUGCAGUCCAAGUCACACAUACGUGCGUCCAGGAUUGUGUAUAGCGCGGCGUUGUGGCAAGUUGUUCUCAGUCACUUGUCCAGGGGACUCAGGCGGACCACUCGUCCACCCCUCAGGCAUCAUAGCUGUGGACAGCGCUGGACCCUCUUCGGGAUGUUAUUCUUCAGUUGAAGUACAGUCUUUCGAUAUGGGUAUCUUCACACCUAUCAGCCCUUAUAUUGAUUGGAUAAGUGAUGUAAUGAAUAAAGACACAUAACAAAUUAA